UGGGGGCCUGGACGCCGCAGAGGAAUUGCACAGAAACUUUGCCAUAGUUGGAGCGGGACGCUGCCCUCCACCCCGAAUUUCCCCGGACAGCGCACUUUAGGGACGCGCUCGGCUCAUCCCGGACUCGCAUCUUUCUUCUCCCACCCAGCCAUAGCCUUGGCUUCCCGGCGACCUCAGCGUGGUCACAGGGCCCCCCCUGUGCCCAGGGAAAUGUUUCAGGCUUUCCCCGGAGACUACGACUCCGGCUCCCGGUGCAGCUCCUCACCCUCUGCCGAGUCUCAGUAUCUGUCUUCGGUGGACUCCUUCGGCAGUCCACCCACAGCCGCCGCCUCCCAGGAGUGCGCCGGUCUUGGGGAAAUGCCCGGUUCCUUCGUGCCCACGGUCACCGCGAUCACAACCAGCCAGGACCUCCAGUGGCUCGUGCAACCCACCCUCAUCUCUUCCAUGGCCCAGUCCCAGGGGCAGCCACUGGCCUCCCAGCCCCCAGCAGUUGACCCCUAUGACAUGCCUGGAACCAGUUACUCGACGCCGGGCAUAAGUGGCUACAGCAGUGGUGGAGCUAGUGGCAGUGGCGGACCUUCUACCAGCGGAACCACCAGUGGACCUGGGUCUGCUCGCCCAGCCCGAGCCCGGCCUAGGAGACCCCGAGAGGAGACGCUUACCCCGGAGGAGGAGGAGAAGCGAAGGGUUCGCCGGGAAAGAAACAAACUGGCAGCAGCUAAAUGUCGGAACCGUCGGAGGGAGCUGACAGACCGACUCCAGGCGGAGACAGAUCAGCUGGAGGAAGAAAAGGCGGAGCUGGAGUCGGAGAUCGCCGAACUCCAAAAGGAGAAGGAGCGUCUGGAGUUUGUGCUGGUGGCCCACAAACCGGGCUGCAAGAUCCCCUACGAAGAGGGGCCGGGGCCGGGCCCGCUGGCGGAGGUGAGAGAUUUGCCGGGGUCAGCAUCCACUAAGGAAGAUGGUUUCAGCUGGCUGCUGCCGCCCCCGCCACCACCGCCCCUGCCCUUCCAGACCAGCCAAGACGCACCCCCCAACCUGACAGCUUCUCUCUUUACACACAGUGAAGUUCAAGUCCUCGGCGACCCCUUCCCCGUUGUUAACCCUUCGUACACUUCUUCGUUUGUCCUCACCUGCCCGGAGGUCUCCGCGUUCGCCAGCGCCCAUCGCCCCAGCGGCAGCGACCAGCCUUCCGACCCCCUGAACUCGCCCUCCCUUCUUGCUCUGUGAACCCUGUAGACACAAAACUAACAAAAUACACAAGGGAGAGAGAUUUGGAAGAGGAGGAGGAGGACAGAGAGGGGAUGAGACUAAGCGGGCGUGUGGCUUCCCCGCCUCCCCUGCUUGACUCUCUGCAGCCCAUGCCGUCGGCCAGGAGGACCUCCUUGUGUUUUCGCUGCCUCUUGUCUGUGUGGCUGCGCGAGGACAGAGAGCUGGUGACUUUGGAGGCAGGGGUGGGAGGGAAUGGACACCUUCGGCUACAUGUUGGUCUUCUCACUUCAACCCAAUGUCUGGGAAUGAGCGGGUGGGCGGGGGGUGGUGCCCGCCGGUGGGCUGGGGGGAACAAGGGGCCGGCGGUGGGCCGUGGGGUGGGCUGGAGUCCUCUCCAGAGAGGCCCAACGAGGAAGUGCCGCAGAGCCACCCCCCUAGGUCUCCCACGCUGACGCUCCUGGGAGGUGACUAGGCUGGUUCUCCCUGCUCCGCCGACCUGAGCUUAUUUAUCCAACAUUUUCAUGUGAUCAGACUCUCCUCUGCAUUGAGCCCCCUUUGGAGGGAAGUUGAUGUCCCCCUAUGAUAUCCCUCACCCACCCAGACUUAGUCUGAAAUGUGAACUUCCCUCGUUGACUGUCCAGCCGCUCCCUCCCAGCAAAACCAGCUCUGAUUGAAUUUCUCACCUCCUAAGCGUCUCCCACAUUCGGCCCCAGCCCUCCUGUUUGAUUACAGUAUUAUUCCAAGCCGCACCCCCUUCAGCCUCCCCUCCUGGCCUUCCUUGUUGGGCCUCUCUGAUUCAGGCAGCAGGGGGCGCUGUGAUGCCUGUCCUGCUGGAGUGUUUAUACUGUGAAAUGAAUUGGCCGAUUGUGGGGAGAAGGGGGGCAGAGCCCAGAGGGGCAGAACCCUUCCGGAGGGGUUGUGCAUCCCCCCACCCCCCAAAGCCUAACCUUGAUUCCUCUCUAACCGCCACCGCACCCCCCCAUCUGCCUCCUUCCUACCCUCAACAGUGAGUUAGACUCAAGGGGGAUGACAGAUCGAGGCGGGGGUGGGGGUGACAGUUUUCCAUCCGCGUGGCCUCUCUCCUCAGGACCCCUCGCCCCCAGACCCGGCCUUUUUUUGUUUAAGGCCUGUCACCCCACCCCUGCCUAGGACGCCAGUUUCUCCUUUCCCUUGGCAUCCCCACAUUCUUUCUAGAAAGGGAGAUUGCCAGGGGACCCGACAUUAUUCGGGAAAAGAUGUAAAGGCUGAGGCUUUGGCCCCCAACCCCCAAUAUUUUUGGCCUGGUGAACUCAAAGGGAGUUCCCGAGAUCCCAGCUCCCUCUUCCCGUCGCCCCCAGUCCCAAAUCUUGGUUUUGGCCCCACCCCCACCCCACCUUUCCUUACGCUUCACCUCAUGAGAAUUUUCUCCUGAGGCAAAAUGGUAUUUUUUCAAGUUGAGUGGGCCAGGCCGCCCUCGUGCUGCAUGGAGAACAUUCCAGUGCCCCGUCCUGCGCCUGCCGCCCUGAACCCGGAUCCCUCCCGUAGCUAUUUAUCCCUUUCCUGAUCUCCGAAAGUCACUUAUAUCUAUUAUGUAUAAAUAAAUAUAUUAUAUAUGGGUGUGUGUGUGUGUGCGCGCGCGUGCGUGUGUGAGCGCUUCUGCAGCCUUGGCCUCGGUCUCUUCGGCCCCCAAGCCAUGCCCUUGAAUUGGAAACACUGCUUCUGGAGACUUGGAGGCAGCCUGUCUCUGUCCAGCCGCCUCUAUCCGCCUGUCUCUAGCUGUGUCUUCUCUGACUGUUCGGCGCAUCCGGUUGUUUCCGGCCGUCUCUGGCUGUCUCCCGGAGUGUUCUCCGCCUCUGUCUUUCAUCUGCCGGUGUUUCUCCGACCAUUUCCAGCUGCCUCCUUUCUGACUUUUCCUGAAUGUCCAGCUGCCUUCUGACUUUGGGUUCACUGGGGUCAUGAGAUUUUAUUUUUGUGAGCCUGAGGAAUCAUAGACUUUUACAAUCUGUAUCUUUGAGAAUUCUGGGUGCAAGUGUGAGACUGUGAGCCAGGCCUGCUGCUGCAGACCUCGAGUUAUUGAACUCCCCCACCCCAUUCUGUAUUUGUGAUUCUCUUUUUGUAUUUUGCACCUGACCCCAGGGGGUUGGGACUGGCUGGCCCUGUGCCACUACCCUCCCCCCACGGUUCUGCACUGUCGCCAAUAAAAAGCUCUUAAAAAUGCA
Molecule: messenger RNA, 3407 nt
Organism: Phyllostomus hastatus (greater spear-nosed bat)
Lineage: Eukaryota; Metazoa; Chordata; Mammalia; Chiroptera; Phyllostomidae
Gene: FOSB
Product: FosB proto-oncogene, AP-1 transcription factor subunit
Exons: 4
Coding region: 211-1227 (338 amino acids)
Biological process (GO): regulation of transcription by RNA polymerase II
Cellular component (GO): nucleus
Molecular function (GO): RNA polymerase II cis-regulatory region sequence-specific DNA binding; DNA-binding transcription factor activity, RNA polymerase II-specific
Source: RefSeq, a predicted model, not a curated record